Molecule: messenger RNA, 867 nt
Organism: Rhipicephalus microplus (southern cattle tick)
Lineage: Eukaryota; Metazoa; Arthropoda; Arachnida; Ixodida; Ixodidae
Product: very long chain fatty acid elongase AAEL008004
Biological process (GO): very long-chain fatty acid biosynthetic process; fatty acid elongation, monounsaturated fatty acid; fatty acid elongation, saturated fatty acid
Cellular component (GO): endoplasmic reticulum membrane
Molecular function (GO): fatty acid elongase activity
Source: RefSeq, a predicted model, not a curated record
AUGAAGUUCACCCUGAAGCCAGUCGCACUCUCCUACCAGAUACGCCAGAUGGGCGAUCCCAGAACGCGAGACUACCCGUUGGUGACCGACCCUCUCUUCGUAUUGACACUGCUGCUCUCCUACUUGUACUUCGUCAGAGUCGCUGGACCUCGCUGGAUGAAGAACCGCGAGCCUUUCCGAAUCCUCAACAUCGUGCGCGCGUACAACAUCGUCAUGGUGCUCCUCGCGGUGAAGUUCCUCGUCGAGGUGCUCCCGCUAACCUACCUUCCGGGAGGGGAGUACAGUCUCUGGUGCCAGGGCAUCACGGGUCGCUCGAGCGACGUCAUGCUCGAGUACUACCGCACCGGCUGGGUGUACGCUGCGGCGCGCUACUUCGAUCUCCUGGACACGGUGUUCUUCGUGCUGCGCAAGAAGUACAGCCAGAUCACGCACCUGCACGUCAUCCACCACACGAUUGUGGUGGCCAACACUUGGCUCUUCACGCUCUUCGCUCCCGAAGGUCAGCCGGCUCUGGGCGUGUGUCUGAACACGUUCGUGCACGCCGUCAUGUACUUCUACUACUUCCUCGCGACGUUCGGUCCCGCGGUGCGGAAGUACCUCUGGUGGAAGAAGCAUCUGACCACGUUUCAGAUUGUGCAGUUCGCGAUCAUAAUCGCGCACAUGUCUGUCACGCUGUUCGUGGACUGCGGCUUCCCGAAGCAUCUGACGCUGCUUUGCAUCGCCCAGACGUUGCUUAUUCUUGGUUUGUUCGUAAAUUUCUACUCUCGCACGUACCUGUAUCAGAGGCCCGAACAGUCGGUUCUCCGUCAGCAAAGUGAUGCAGACGGUAAGACUGGCGAGUUAAUUCAGAGCCGGAAAACUGAGUGA